UUUGCUCCUCUACCGCCAUCCACUCCACAGGCAAUCCUACCAGACGACCCCCAUUGACUUUCUCGCAGCACCGAUAGACUUGACACCUUCGUCCGCACGUUCUCGCCGUUAGCUCGUCGACUUACCGCCUCCAGCCCAGUCUUUGUCGCGGAUUCCCCAUGGUUCAUCACUCCACCGCCGCACAAGUGCGGCUUUUCCUCCUCAUAUGCGUUUUCUGCGCGAGAAUCAGCACCAGCAGCAGCGCCCGCAGCAGCAGCAGCCGCAGCAGCGCCAGCAGCAGCAGCAGCAGCAGCAGCAGCAGAAGCCGCAGCAGCAGCAGCGGCGGCUGGGUGGGUGUGUCGCUCGGCCUCGACGCGUCGUCGCAGCCUAUAGACCCAGUUCGCGCCGUCGAGCUCAUCAAGGCGCGCGGCUUCUCUGCCGUGAAGCUCUUCCGCCCGGACGGGCCCACGUUCGCCGCGCUGGCUGGGUCCGGCCUGGAGGUGGUGACGGCGGUGCCCAACGACCGCCUGGCGGAAUUCGCGGGGAACAGCGGGGCGGCCCUGGGGUGGGUGGACGCGAACAUCGCGCCGUACACGGACAAGUGCAACAUCACGGGCAUCUCGGUGGGCAACGAGGUGAUGGGGCAGCGCGAGGGCGCGAACGACGCGCUCUACUCUCUGGUACCCGCCAUGGAGGCGCUGCACGGCGCGCUGGAGGCGCGCAAGCUGCACGGGCGCGUGAAGGUGACGAGCCCGCAGGACAUGAGCUUCCUCGCCGCGUCGUACCCGCCGUCCGCGGGCGAGGUGCAGCCCGCCAUCCGCGACGAGAUGGCCAAGCUGCUCGCGUUCCUAGACCGCACAGGGUCGCACGCGGUGCUCAACUGCUACCCAUUCUUCGCGUACCUGUCGGCGCCGCAGCAGAUAUCGCGCGACCUUGUCUUCUUCAAGGGCGGCAGCGGCGGGUACAGCGACGGGGAGCUGUUCUACGGCAGCAUGCUGGAGGGCAUGAUCGACGCCGCCAUCGCCGCCUUCGAGAAGCUCGGAUUCCCCAACGUGCCCAUAACUCUGGGCGAGGUGGGGUGGCCGUCAGCAGGAGCUGACGUGGCAUCGCUGGCAGACGCAGCGGAGUUCAACGGCGCGCUGAUCGACUACCUCACAUCGGGCCGUGGCACGCCCAAGCGGCCGGGGGUGGCGGUGCGUGCAUACGUUUUUGAGAUGUUCGACGAGGACCAGAAGGACACGGGGCCGGGCGAGUUUGAGAAGGCGUGGGGCGUGAACUACGAGGACGGGUCGGAGAAGUACCCGCUCAACCUGACGCCAGGGUCCACGCCCACGCCCACACCCACACCCACGCCCACACCCACGCCCACGCCGACACCCACACCCACUCCCUCACCCUCGUGUGACACAGCAGCGGAGAGCGUGUGGAACGCCAUGGAGUGGGCGUGUGGGGAGGGGCAGGUGCCGUGCGGUGACCUGAGCGCAGGGGGCGGGUGCUGGGAGGGGCAGAGCAGCACGACGCAGGCGGCGGUGCAGGCGAGUGUGGCAAUGAACCGGUACUAUCAGAUGGCCAGCCAGGAGCCAGGGAGGUGCGAGUUUGGGGGUGCUGCCAAGCUGGUGUCCUCUGUGCCAGCUGUUCUGGCUGGGUGCGGGCUGGAGUCAAGUAAUGGCAACUGGUGCGUUGCUGCGUGCCUAGGGUAGACGAGAGGCGGUGGAGAGGAGAGGAGGCUGGUUUUAUUGCAAGAUGUGUGCAAGACGGUACGAGUACAUAUCUUGUACACACACAUACACACAUACAUACAUACAUAUUUAAGCACUUUCAGUC
Messenger RNA from Closterium sp. NIES-67, 1803 nucleotides. The record is from the annotation of a GenBank genome assembly. NCBI's taxonomy places the organism in Eukaryota, Viridiplantae, Streptophyta, Zygnematophyceae, Desmidiales, Closteriaceae.